AUGGAUGUCUCUCUCACUGCUACUCUCUGCGGGGUUCUGCUGCUUGCGUGGGGGUGCCCUCCUGUCAUCCCCUCACCAUCUACCCGCUGCGCAUCCAAGAAGGCCGUGGUGCCUCAUGACUACAUGCUGUCCAUUUAUAAGACCUUCUCCGUGGCAGAGCAGCUGGGACUCAAUUCCAGCUUCUUCCGCUCCUCCAAAGCCGCAAAUACCAUUGCGAGUUUUGUGGACUGUGGACAAGAUGACCUCCCGCUCGCUCCUCUGAGGAGACAGCAUGACGUCUUCAACGUCUCCACCCUCUCUGAAAAAGUGGAGGUGCUGGUAGCCGAGCUCAGGAUAUACACCAAAGUGCCCAGGAAUUUUGGUCUAUCGGAACCGGUGGAGCUGCAGCUCCUCUCCUGCCAGGACUACCGACCCCUUGACUCUAAAACGCUGGACCUCCAGGAGUCUCAACGGCCCAGGUGGGAGGUCGUGGAGUGGGAGAUAUUCAAAGCAUGGCAGCAGCAAAAUUCAGGGAGCGUUUUCUGUGUGGAGCUCCCCGCCAUGCUGGAUACCUCCGAGAAGGAGCUGGACCUGUACCUCCUGGGCCUACACAGGCACGUUCGGCCCCAGCAGAAGAAAUCCAUCUUGGUGGUUUUCACCAGGUCCAAGAGGAGGCAGAUGCUCUUCAGCGAGAAGCGGGAGGGCAAAGCCUUGCUCAGCCCGGGGAGGCCAGCCAAAGAGAGGGGUCCUGGGACCGAAACCAUCCAUAGGCGGACAGUGGCGGGGUCCGGGAGCUGCCACAGGAAAAGGCACGGGAAGAAGUCCAAAUCCAGGUGCGGCAAGAAGCCGCUGCAUGUCAACUUUCGCCAGCUGGGCUGGGAUGACUGGAUCAUCGCCCCGCUGGACUACGAGUCGUACCGUUGCGAGGGCAUGUGUGACUUGCCGCUGCGCUCCCACGUGGAGCCCACCAACCACGCCAUCAGCCAGACCUUGAUGAACUCCAUGAACCCCGGGAACGUGCCGCCCAGUUGCUGCACGCCCGCCACGCUCAGUCCCGUCAGCAUCCUCUACAUGGACACCGGUAACAACGUGGUCUACAAGCGGUAUGAGGACAUGGUGGUGGAGUCCUGCGGGUGCAGGUAG
Molecule: messenger RNA, 1122 nt
Organism: Dunckerocampus dactyliophorus (ringed pipefish)
Lineage: Eukaryota; Metazoa; Chordata; Actinopteri; Syngnathiformes; Syngnathidae
Product: growth/differentiation factor 6-B-like
Biological process (GO): SMAD protein signal transduction; BMP signaling pathway
Cellular component (GO): extracellular region
Molecular function (GO): cytokine activity; growth factor activity
Source: RefSeq, a predicted model, not a curated record